CACUUUGGAAUAACAAAUGAUACAAGUACAUACAUCGCGAGUAUAGACAGUCGUCUCGAAACGUUCGUCACGACUAUAGACUUUAUAAAGAAGUAUAGUUAUUCUUCAAUCCAAAAGAGUUUUAUUUCACUUCCCUGAAUAAGGUAGACCAUUCCAGAAUAUGGACCAGCGCGAAGAUGACAUCGCUGAUGAGAACGGCAACACAGCCCUGCACUGUGCCAUCAGUUGCCAGGAAUUCGAAAUAGCGACUCAACUGAUUAGAUUUGGCGUCGAGGUUUGUGCUAGGAAUAACAAGCACGUCACACCUCUACUAUUAGCUAUAGCCAACAGGAUUCCCAUCGGUUGUUUGGACAAGAGGAUAACUGAUUUUGGUAAAUGCGCUCGCUUCUCGUCAUGCAUUAAAUCUUACAAAUUUGCCAUCGAUGCCAGAGACGAGAAAAGACUCGUCAAGGUGUUCGCCCUAGGCAAUGAGAUUCUCAGCGGCGAUGACAAUCGUAAGCUCGUGAAGAUGCUGCUGAAUGCCGGGGCCGACGUCAACGCCAAGAGUCGGUACAACUGCUCGCCGAUCCAUUGUGCCGUCUAUACAGAUGAUCUCGAACUCGUGAAAAUUCUCUUUGAUGCCGGCGCCAACAUCAACACCCAGAACAAGGUAGGUGCUACGGCAUUGCACGCCGCCGUCUUGUGCCGUAACGAGUCAAUGGUUCGGCUACUGUUGAACAUCGGCGCCAGUGUCCACGCGCCUUACAAUGGACCUUGCCAGACGCCCCUGUUCUGGGCCUCGAUGCUCAACUGGGACAAUAGCCUCGAGGUUAUUAUAAGAGAACUCCUGGAGGCGGGAAGUGAUUUGAGCGAGGUGUUCUUAAGCAAUUUGGACCGCGAUUCGAAUGUGUUCCACUUGUCCGGUGAUAUUUGGCGAACUUCCUUCGAUUUUAUUUUGAUGUAUGGCAACAUCAACUUAGUCAAACUCUGCAUCGAGAAGUACAAUGCGGACCUGAAGUUGAGAGGAGUGGGCAUAAUGGAUGAAAGCGAUGCUUUGAAAUUCGCAGCCUACAACGAGGAUAUCAGCGUGAUGAACCUGAUGCUGGAGAAAGGAAUAACCAAGUGCACUUAUGGUCUGACCGCGCUGCAUCUCGCAAGUCUGUGGUUUAGACCACAACACGUUCGACAGUUAAUCGCCAAUGGUGCCGACGUCAACGUAUUGGUGCACGAUGAUUACGAAUCGUAUGCGAAUUACUCGCCGUUAGCGCUUAUCGUAAAUAAUAAUACGUUAAGUAGUGACUCUACGCCAGUACAUCACGAAGCGUUGGAAUGCAAAUUGGAUCGACCUAAUGCCGCGGAAGAUAGGAAGAAGACGAUAAAACUGCUGCUCGACUGUGGCGCCAACCGGAAUCAGAAGAUGAAUGAGCGAACAGAAACAGAUCUCGAUAGAGCCAUCUCGAACAGAUCCAUCGAUGACGAGAUCGACGAUGCAGAAUGCUUGAUCAUCGAGCACGCGGUCCUGGUCGAGGCGAGGACGAACGAGAAAGUGUUCGACGAGUACAACCUGAAGUCGAUAAACGAAAACCCUAGGUCGAAGGAGUACUACGAGAUGUGCCAAGCCGAGCUGACCGCCAUGAAGAAUAGCAAGAUCGGGGGUACGCUCAUCACGUACUUUUCCGUUCUGACGAAGCCGCUGGAAGUGGUGGCUCGUUACUUUAGAAACGAUAAAUUCGUCCAGGAGUUUGAGGCCAAUUAUCGAUCAGCUUACCCUGCUUAUGCUUGGCGGUUGAAGGGAAAAUUCGAAGUGGCUCGCGCUAGACAGCUGAAGUUCGAGCGAGCCCUUUUUGCUUUGAAUGGAUUGCUGAAAUUCACUGAUCCGACCUUCUUUACUUUUGAGACUGUUUUAAAAUAUUUAACCGAAGAAGACUUCGACUCGCUUAUUGAUCUUAUACCAUACGACAUUGAUUAAAAAACGUGUUAUUUUCAUUUGUAUUAUAUUGUAAGCGCCUUUACUUGUUUUGCUGUUUUACUGUGCCGUUUUAAUUAAUAAAUAUGCUACUGCGUUAUUGAUUUAUAAAUGAAUAAUAAUAAAAUGAGAGACUAAAAUCUAAA
Molecule: messenger RNA, 2091 nt
Organism: Nasonia vitripennis (jewel wasp)
Lineage: Eukaryota; Metazoa; Arthropoda; Insecta; Hymenoptera; Pteromalidae
Product: putative ankyrin repeat protein RF_0381
Exons: 2
Coding region: 161-1948 (595 amino acids)
Molecular function (GO): protein binding
Source: RefSeq, a predicted model, not a curated record